AUGGCACACCUGCCACUUUCGAUAUGGGAACUAGCUGCUCUUCGCUCUCUUUCCAUUCGCAACCCGGCCUUUCACCCGGGCGUGCAGAGGAAUGCUUACGUGGCAGGCGUGGCUGGGUUGCGGCAUUUGUCCUGUCUGCAGCUGCUGGGUCACCCGGUGCCCGGACUGAUGAUGGCGGCUCUUGGUGGAAACCACCUGGAGACAACAGCAAGGGAUGGGGUAGGAAGGGAUGGGGUAGCAAGGGAUGUGGUAGGAAGGGAUGGGGUAGAGGAACAGCAGCAGCAUCAGCCGCAGGAGGAACAGCAAAGGGUUGGUGGGAACGAGCAGCAGCAGCAGCAGCAGCAGUGGGGCCGGCAGGGAGGCGAGCAGGCGAGUGGAAACCAGCAGCUGGAGCAGCUGCGCAUGUCUCGAGGCACAGUGGCAGUGCUGACAGCACACCACCUCAUUGGCCCUGCUGCUGAUCCUUCCCAUCCUGCUGUUCCUGCUGCUAAUCCUGCUUUGCCUGCUGCUCCUGCUGCCAAUGCUGCCCCCGCAGCAGCUGAGGAGGCGAGUGGAGGGGCGGGUGAGGGGAGGCAGAUCGCCGAGUUGGAGGUAGAUGGGGACUUGCUAGUAGCAGCGAUGAGAAGCGGCGCCUCUCUACCUUCCUCCCUCACAGUCCUCUCUGUAACCCCCUCGCCAGCUGUCGCUCCCUCCUUCCUCCCCCAAGCCGUCCGCCUGGACCUUCCUUCCCUCGCAUCGGCCAGCCUGAGGGUGCUUAAGCUCUCUGGUGUUUACAUAAGUGCCAGGAGUGGUUCUGCUCUUGGGAAUGACAGCUGCUCCUGCUUCUUUCCUGACUUGAUGCUUCUGGAGUCCGAACCUCCAGGUCUUGUAUUUGGACUCGCUUCCACGCUCCUCCCCUCUUCCCGUUCUGCCUAA
Molecule: messenger RNA, 915 nt
Organism: Closterium sp. Naga37s-1
Lineage: Eukaryota; Viridiplantae; Streptophyta; Zygnematophyceae; Desmidiales; Closteriaceae
Source: the annotation of a GenBank genome assembly